Messenger RNA from Mangifera indica (mango), 1594 nucleotides. Its product is annotated as transcription termination factor MTERF6, chloroplastic/mitochondrial-like. Gene Ontology annotation, molecular function: double-stranded DNA binding. The transcript has 3 exons. The coding region runs from base 179 to 1168 and encodes 329 amino acids. The record is from RefSeq and is a predicted model, not a curated record. Gene Ontology annotation, biological process: regulation of DNA-templated transcription. Lineage: Eukaryota; Viridiplantae; Streptophyta; Magnoliopsida; Sapindales; Anacardiaceae.
AGAGAUGUAACUUAAGAUAAGGCGUUCUGGUUUUGGCUUUCGUUUUACAUUCUCUUCGCUCCUCAGUUCGGACUACACGAUAGAACGAGAGGAAGCAAUUAAGUUCAAAAUUCAAUGCGCAACUAGAAGUCAUUUUAAAACUUCAGAUUCAGUUUGAUGUGAAUUUCUCUCAGGAGAUAUGGAGAUGAGCACCAGUCAAAAUGGUAGUAGCAUCUUGUGGUUCUUCAGGGAUAAGGGUUUUGAUGAUAAAACCAUCAAUUAUGUGUUCAAAAGGUGCAAGCGUCUGCAGGGUGUUGAAAGAGAAAGAGCCUCUGAGAACUGGGCUUACUUGAAAAGCAUUGGUAUUCAAGAGAGAAAACUCCCUCACAUUAUUACUAAGUGCCCUAAAAUCCUUACUCUAGGUCUCAAUGAAAAGCUUGCACCCAUGGUUGAGUGCCUCACUACACUAGGAACAAAACCCCAUGAAGUUGCUUCCGCCAUAACCAGAUUUCCUCAUAUACUCUCCCAUAGUGUGGAAGAGAAGCUCUGUCCACUCUUGGCGUUCUUUCAGGCUCUGGGAGUCCCUGAAAAGCAACUUGGAAGGAUGAUACUGCUCAAUCCGAGGCUUAUCAGCUACAGCAUUGAAUCUAAGCUCAAGGAAACUGUGGACUUUCUAGCUAGUCUUGGCCUGGCCAAAGAUGGAAUGAUUGGUAAAGUCCUUGUGAAACAUCCAUUUAUGAUGGGUUAUAGUGUUGUUAAUAGGCUUCGCCCUACUUCAGAGUUUUUGAAAUCAGUAGGACUGAAGGAACUAGAUCUUCAAAUGGUAGCAGUAAAAUUCCCUGAACUUCUGUGCAGAGAUGUGAACAAGAUUUUGAGACCAAACUUUAAUUAUUUAAAGAGAUGUGGGUUUGAAGAUGGACAGAUAGCGGCUUUGGUUACUGCUUAUCCCCCCAUUCUUAUCAAGAGCAUCAAGAAUUCUUUAGAACCUAGAAUAAAGUUUUUGGUGGAGGUUAUGGGACGACAAAUUGAUGAAGUUGCUGAGUGUCCAGACUUCUUUCGGCAUGGCUUGAAGAAGAGUCUUGAGCUGCGACACAAGCUUUUGAAACAAAAGAAUGUAGACUGUAGCUUGAGUGAAAUGCUCAACUGUAAUGCAAAGAAGUUCCAAAUAAAGUUUGGUUUAAUUGCUUAAGUUGCAUUAUUUCUGUCCAGUGAUUGUAAGUGUCCACAAUUUCGCACACAAUAUCUGUUAGGACCCAUGAAUAUACCCAUAAGAAGGAGAAACAGUUGGCACAAGCACAGGGGAGCAACUUGGGAAGCAUAAGUGUCAUUCACAUGAAAAGAAGGGCAGGACCACAGGGAGAUAAUGAUGAACGUGGCAUGAUUUGAGAAGAGUUGGCAGUUAUGAAGAGGAAUAAAGAUCGGAGAGGAGAAAAAAGAGGCAAGAAGGAUAUUAGAAGAAAUGAGUGGAAGGAGAGUACUGGCCUAUCAAAUGCCAAGCAUGGGACUGUUUUAAUGUCAUUCCUUGUUUACUGUUGCAUUGUAGACACUGCUAUCUGUUGAAUGCCAAGCAAGCAUGGAAUUGUUUUAAUACAAAUCAUAUUAUUUUCCUAAUCCA